GACUUCAUUCAAAUCUGUUGCUUUUUUUAAUCCUCUCACUAUUCAGGAGUUAAUAACGGGAAAUGGACAUAUUUUUCUCACUGCUCGCUUGACAGAAACAGAAAACAAGGUCUGCGUUCCGGUGCAGAAUGAAGCGUUCCGAAAGGGCUUCCGACCCGGUGCCACAGACACGGUGGAUGGCACAUUAUCGGCGAUUUGUCGACUAAAAGUAGAUGGAAUGUAAACUUGACCACACACACUAACAGGGAAGAUGAGUUGUGCUUUUUCUCAGUGUCUCGUCUUAUAUAUUUUGGAUUUAGCAGUUGGCUAUUUAACUGUCACUCUUGAGUCCCUCCCUCCCAUUGUCAUUGGAGACACAGUGACACUCAAGUGCAAUUUCAGGACAGAUGGCAACCUGCGAGAGAUUGUGUGGUUUCGGGUGACAGAGGGUGGCAGUGCCAAGCAGAAGAUCUUCACCUACGAUGCCAUGUACAACAGCAACUUCUCCCAUAUGGAGGACUUCCGCAGACGAGAAGACCUGGUCUACCAAUCAACUGUCCGGCUCCCUGAGGUACAGAUGGAAGAUGACGGGCCAUAUGAGUGCCAUGUGGGGAUCUACGACAAGGCCUCUAGAGACAGGGUGGUCUUAGCCUCAGGCACCAUCGUGCUCACUGUCAUGGUGCCUCCUAAGUCCAUCUCUGUAGCGGCAGCAGACUGCCCGGCCCCCUUCAGUCGCUACGAGGCCCAGAACUUCACUCUAGUCUGCAUCGUCAUGGGAGGAAAGCCAGCCCCUACGGUGUACUUCAAGCGUGACAGCGAGCUGAUCGAGGUGUUCCCCUCUAUUAUGGAGGGUGGCAGGAGCCAGGGCAGGGGCCUGGCAGGGCUACGGAGCUCUAGGACCUUGAUCAGCAGAGAUCUGGAUGACACCAAGCUGAAGAAGUCCCUCUCCCUGCUGGACCAGGACCUGGGGAAGCCCCCCCGUCUGGACCAGGACACCGGAGGGACAGGGAAGAUAGGAGGGGCCGGGGAGGAGCCAGGGGCCCCGGGGGAGCCUGGUGGUGUGGAGGGGUCUGAGCCCAGCCCCACAACCACGGAGGUGAUCCCAGAGACGGUGGUAAGCCGGGAGUUCCCCCGCUGGGUGCAGAGCACUGACCCGCUCUACUACUUCCAGCACAGGCGGCAGGUCUCCAGCGAUGGCACCAUGGAGGUCAGAGCCAUGCUCACCUGGAGCCUCAACCCCCAGCUGGACAACGACGCCCUGUUCAGCUGCGAGGUCAAGCACCCAGCUCUGUCCAUGCCCAUGCAGGCUGAGGUCACUCUGUCUGCUCCCAGGGGCCCCAAACUGUCCAUGUCGCCUGGUAAGGCUAAAGUAGGAGACACUGUCCGCAUUACAGUUCAGGGCCUCCAGAUCUCUUCCACUGGGAACAUGGUGUUCCCCGAGCCACUGUUCACCUGGACCAGGGUGGGAGGUCCUCUGCUGGACGGGAGAGAGGACCAUAAUGGGAGGGAGCUGGUGCUGGAGAGAGUACCAGCCGAGCUCAAUGGCUCCAUGUUCCGCUGCACUGCCCAGAACCCUCUGGGAUCCACCGACACACACACGCGGCUCAUCGUGUUUGAAAAUCCUAGACUUAAGAAGGGGAGACAACAUUUUGUUGCAGAUGCAGCCUAUUGCAAUGAGGCACUGGAGCUGACCACCAUGCUGCUAAUGUUAGCACUGACAUGGGACAUGACGUGAACAGCAAAAUGGACCCCUGCCCUUCUCCAGUCUCACUAGUCUCUCGAGUCUCUCCUCUGUCACUCACUUCCCCAUCUGCUGGAGUUCCAGCGACAGGAGCUGAAGCACUGUUCACUUUUCAUAAAAGCAGCUUAGGAAAAGAAAAACAUUGUCAGAAAGAAGAUAAGAACUACAUACAUUCUAACUGUCUAAUCUUUUAUGUUGUCAUUCUGCCUGCUUAACUGCGUCUUCCUUUUUGUCUUUCAACAUCCUAUGAUCCACUAUCACAGUGGUUACGUUUUAUGGUAGACCCCAACGUGUUAGAGGCAAUUUUAACCAAGUUUGUGUGGGCUGGCCCGCAUUAGACAUUUCUUCGCAUCUUCCUGUUAUUUGAAGGUCAGAACACACAAUAUUACAUGUUUUUGACAUACCUUGGUCAGCAAGUCCUUGGAUAAAAUAAAUGUUUGGUUGG
Molecule: messenger RNA, 2165 nt
Organism: Coregonus clupeaformis (lake whitefish)
Lineage: Eukaryota; Metazoa; Chordata; Actinopteri; Salmoniformes; Salmonidae
Product: immunoglobulin superfamily member 21-like
Exons: 10
Coding region: 251-1714 (487 amino acids)
Biological process (GO): heterophilic cell-cell adhesion; homophilic cell-cell adhesion
Cellular component (GO): adherens junction
Source: RefSeq, a predicted model, not a curated record